CGCGCGCGAUGUGAUGUCCCAGAACAUGAGGUCUGAAUCUGGUCUGGUCCCCAAUCAUGGGGACAGUGAUCCAAGCAGAAGCAAGCGGAUCAGUCCUUAGAGUCAGAGGCUCCUAUGAAAUAUCUCUCGGCCCCUCCCCUGCACGUCCCACUUGCAGAGGCUCAAAAGAGCAUGACUGGUAUGGAGUCGCGCCUCGCCGUGCUGCUUCUGGCGAUAUUAUUUGCCACGUCUCUGACCGCUUCGUCGGAGUCGAGCCAGUACUGCGAUGCUGGAAACGGGUAUGGAGAGCCCCAGUGCGGGGUUUCCUCGGAGGGGUCGCCACUGAAGAUCUUGAUAAAGGGAGGCACAGUGGUGAACGCUCAUGGGGCGGAGGUUGCCGAUGUUUAUGUGGAGGAUGGGAUCAUUGUCGCCGUGGAGCCUUAUAUCAAGCAGGUGGGUGAUGAUGUGACCAUCCUUGACGCUACAGGGAAGUAUGUGAUGCCAGGAGGAAUCGACCCGCACACUCACCUUGAUGUGGAGUCCAUGGGGAACAAGGCGGUUGAUGACUUCUUCAGUGGUCAGGCUGCAGCUUUAGCUGGCGGGACGACAAUGCACAUCGACUUCGUAAAACCGCUCAACGGGAGCUUAAUUGCGGGCAUCGAAGCGUAUCAAAAGAAAGCAAAGAAGUCUUGUAUGGAUUACGGUUUCCACAUGGUGAUUUACAAGUGGGACGAAGUCGUCUCUCAAGAGAUGGAAGUCGUGGUAAAUGAGAAAGGUAUCAAUUCUUUCAAGUUCUUCAUGGCCUACAAAGGGCACCAGAUGGUCAACGACGAGGUCCUGUUGCAAGGAAUGAAAAAAUGCAAGUCCCUGGGUGCAUUGGCGAUGGUCCAUGCUGAAAACGGCGAUGCCGUUUCCGAAGGCCAGAACAGAAUGAUCGAACUCGGUAUUACUGGACCGGAAGGACACGCUCUCUCGAGGCCCCCAGUGCUUGAAGGAGAGGCAACUGCUCGAGCAGUUCGUUUGGCUGGUUUUGUGAACACACCUCUCUAUGUUGUGCAUGUGAUGAGCAUUGAUGCCAUGGAAGAAAUAGCAAAAGCUCGUCGGUCAGGGCAGAGGGUUAUUGGAGAGCCAGUGGUUUCUGGAUUGGUCCUGGAUGAUUCCAAGCUAUGGGAUCCCGAUUUCAUCACCGCCGCAAAGUAUGUCAUGAGCCCACCGAUUAGGUCAGCAGAGCAUGGCAAAGCUCUUCAAGCAGCUCUUUCGACAGGAAUUCUGCAGCUCGUAGGAACUGAUCACUGUGCCUUCAAUUCUACGCAAAAAGCUCUAGGAAUUGAUGAUUUUCGAAAAAUCCCAAACGGCGUUAAUGGUAUCGAGGAGAGGAUGCAUCUUGUUUGGGACACAAUGGUGGAAUCUGGACAAAUCUCUAUCUCUGAUUAUGUCCGGAUAACGAGCACCGAGUGUGCUAGGAUCUUCAACAUUUACCCGAGAAAGGGAGCGAUCCUUGCAGGGUCCGAUGCUGAUAUAAUCAUUCUCAACCCAAAUUUGAGUUUUAAGAUCAGUGCCAGGAGCCACCUCUCUAGAUCAGAUACAAAUAUCUAUGAGGGAAGGAGAGGGAAAGGAAAGGUCGAAGUGACAAUUGCAGGAGGAAGGAUCGCUUGGAUGGGUGGUCAGCUCAAGGUCGCUCGUGGUUCCGGCAAGUAUGUAGAGAUGCCACCUUUUGGUUAUCUGUUUGGGGGAAUGGACAAGGAAGAUGCUAGAUAUCUCUCGUCCCUUCGAGCUCCAGUAAAGAGAUGAAGAUCGUGUGCAUAACCUAGAGAUUGCUAAUAUGCCAAGUGGAACUCGUGUUUGAAAUUGAUGACGGUCCGGGGAUUAGUGUACUAGUACAAAGAUUUCGUUCUGAAUGAAAAAAGGUACAUAAAACUCUGUUAGAGAUCACAGAAACUUACGAUAAGUCUCUACAGAUGGACACGAUCUCAUUCUAUUAUUUUACAGGGAUAACUUGCUACAAGAGAGCGGUCAGCUCUUAAAGACUGGCUUUGGUCGAAGGUUUGAACCGGGAAUCACGGCUUGAUACAGCAGUUAAUGUAGGUCAGGAUCUUCUUUUUCUUCUGCACGCAGUAAACAUAGAAGAUUAGAAGCAUGCCAUCACAUCUGUUUCUCUUCGAAAAAAUAUAUUUCUUCGUGCAUCAUCUGGCAAACGGAUUGCAAGUAAUUAUUGCUAGUGAAAGUGCCGCCCUGCCUAUUAAGGUCAGUGUGCAUUUGACUGAAGGGAUACAGACAUAAAAUGAGACGGAGUUCCCUGUUUCACUGAAUGAAGAUCACUUUC
Messenger RNA from Syzygium oleosum, 2302 nucleotides. Its product is annotated as dihydropyrimidinase-like. The transcript is spliced from 14 exons. Gene Ontology annotation, biological process: pyrimidine nucleobase catabolic process. Gene Ontology annotation, cellular component: cytosol; cytoplasm. Gene Ontology annotation, molecular function: dihydropyrimidinase activity. The coding region runs from base 115 to 1770 and encodes 551 amino acids. Lineage: Eukaryota; Viridiplantae; Streptophyta; Magnoliopsida; Myrtales; Myrtaceae. The record is from RefSeq and is a predicted model, not a curated record.